GAGUGUUGGCCGCUGCGGCCUCUCAACGUCAUCUAGGCAACAGGAAGAUCAUGUUAGCCGCUUUAAAACUCUUCUAACCGAACUAACCAUAGAGUCAGUUCUGUUCCGCGUCAGUUUCAUCAACGUCGCUCUUGCCCAAAUUCUAACCCGCCCUGCGUUUUGGUUUACCUUGAAAGAAUAAAAAGAAAAAAAAGCAGGCUGAAAUCCAAAAUUUAAAAAAAAUGUCGCUGUUCCAGUCGGCGCUCGAUUUCCUCGCCGGGCCCGGCUCGGUCGGAGCAGCAAGCCGGGACCAGAACGACUUUGUGGGACAGAUGGUUGAAAUGGGUGACAUUAAACUACGGAUCAAGAGAGUGAUUGCUGAAGGUGGUUUUGCCUUUGUGUAUGAAGCUCAGGAUAUCAGCAGUGGCAAAGACUACGCUCUCAAGCGACUCUUGUCUAAUGAAGAUGAGAAGAACAAGGAAAUUAUCCAAGAAGUUUGCUUCAUGAAAAAACUGUCGGGACAUCCCAAUGUGGUCCAGUUCUGCUCGGCCGCCUCCGUUGGCAAAGAGGAUUCCGAUACAGGACAGGCGGAGUUCCUCAUCCUGACUGAACUCUGCAAAGGCCAACUGGUGGACUUCCUUCGGCGAGUGGAGCAACGAGCCCCCGUGUCCUGCGACACGGUACUGAAGAUUUUUUAUCAGACGUGCCGUGCUGUGCAGCACCUGCACAAACAGAAGCCCCACGUUAUACACAGAGACCUCAAGAUUGAAAACCUGCUGAUUAGUAACCAAGGCACCAUCAAACUGUGCGAUUUUGGCAGUGCUACCACUGUCGCUCAUUACCCUGACUACAGCUGGUCCGCACAGAAGCGGUCCAUGGUGGAGGAUGAGAUCACAAGGAACACUACUCCAGCGUACCGGACUCCUGAAAUGAUUGACCUCUACUCUAACUAUCCCAUCAAUGAGAAGCAAGACAUCUGGGCUCUAGGCUGCAUCCUCUACCUGUUGUGCUUCAAGCAGCACCCAUUCGAAGAAGGUGCCAAGCUGCAGAUUGUCAACGGGAAGUACUCCAUGCCACAGAACGACUCCAAGUACACGGUCUACCAUGAGCUCAUACGCUCCAUGUUGAAGGUGAACCCUGUGGAGCGGCUCUCCAUUACAGAGUUGGUUAACCAGCUUCAGGAAAUAGCAGCGGCACGAAACGUCAACCCUAAAUCCCCCAUAACAGAGCUUCUGGAGCAGAAUGGAGGCUUCGGGAGUAACGGGGCGGCAGCAACGACAGCAGCGGGUGCACCAUUGCAAAUCCAACAAAACGUGCACAGCAAUGCAGGCAUCUUUGACCCUGACCAAUCGGGAAGUGGAUUACUGGACAUCCUCAAGGGAGGAACGGAGCGCUUCUUGACUAACAUCAAGGAUACCUCCUCUAAGGUCAUCCAGUCUGUUGCCAGUUAUGCCAAAGGUGACCUGGAUAUAUCCUACAUCACCUCCAGAAUAGCAGUUAUGUCAUUCCCAGCGGAAGGUGUGGAGUCGGCGAUAAAGAACAACAUUGAGGACGUGCGCCUAUAUCUAGAUUCGCGGCACCCGGGACACUACGCUGUCUACAAUCUGUCCAAGCGCUCUUACAGGCCAUCCCGCUUCCACAACCGGGUUUCCGAAUGCAACUGGCAGGUUCGCCGUUCGCCCAACCUGCGCAGUCUUUACAGUGUGUGCAAGAACAUGCAUCAGUGGCUUAAGCAGGACCAGAGGAAUAUCUGCGUGGUUCAUUGCCUGGAUGGAAGGGCGGCGUCCGCUGUGGCUGUUUGCUCCUUCCUGUGCUUCUGCCGCCUCUUCACCACGGCCGAAGCAGCGGUCUACAUGUUUUCCAUGAAGCGAUGCCCGCCCGGCAUAGCCCCCUCACACAAGAGGUACAUUGAGUACAUGUGUGACAUGAUGGCCGAGGAGCCAAUCAUACCACACUGCAAGCCCGUGAUCAUCCACGGCAUCACCAUGACGCCCGUGCCACUCUUCAACAAGCAGCGCAACGGGUGUCGGCCCUUCUGCGAGGUCUACUUAGGAGACGAGAGGGUCCUCACAACAUCCCGGGAGUACGACAGGCUGAAGGACUUCAAGAUGGAGGAUGGAAGAGCAGAAAUUCCCCUAAACGUGACCGUUCGAGGAGAUGUGCUGGUGGUGAUCUACCACGCUAGGUCUACACUGGGAGGACGUCUGCAAGCCAAGAUGGCCUCCAUGAAAAUGUUUCAGAUACAGUUUAAUACAGGCUUCAUCCCCAGAAAUGCUACGACUGUAAAGUUUGCCAAGUAUGACCUAGAUGCCUGCGACAUCCAGGAGAAAUAUCCCGACUUGUUCCAGGUCAACCUGGAUAUCGAAGUGGAGCCCUGGGACCGGCCUAGUGCCAAAACACCGCCUUGGGAUGGCUUCCAAACAAAAGGCCUCAAUCCUAAGAUCCUAUUUUCCACUCGUGACGAACAGCAGGAGAUCCUCAGCAAGUUUGGUAAACCGGAACUACCUCGUCAGCCAGGAUCCUCAGCGUUCUACGACUCCAGUUUACCGCCACAGCAGCCUGCUGAAACACCAGAAACCUCUCCGGCCACUGAAACAGAAUCUCCGGUGAGCAGCGACAACAAUGGAAACAACUUCUUCCAGACGCUGGAUUGGGAAGAUGUCAGCGGGCCUCAGGAUGCCUCAGGUUUCCUAACGGGAGGAUCCAGCAAUGAGCAGGAAGACCUGAGCGACCAGUCGGAAGAAGAGUCUUACACACACUCAGUCCCCAGUGGCGAGUCGCAGGACACCGGCGUGUCACUCUUCGAUGCCAACUUCCAGACUUCAGUCUCUACCGCUGAGGGUUCUCCUGCCAACGACACAGCCGAUCUCUUAGGUUUGAACUCCGAACUCCAACCACCACCGGCGUCCUCAGAUGGCUUGAAGGCCUCUUCUAGCCAUAGCGACCUCCUCAACGACCUGUUUGCGCCACCUGCUGGACACACGGCGGCGACGGCCCAGGAGGAUUUGUUUUUCAGCGGCUCCAAACCCAUAAGCGACCCCUUCGACCCGUUUGGAAUGGGUUCUAGUUCAGGAAUGGGCUCCAGUGUGGGGUCCUCUCGUCAGGCCUCUGGCCCUGACCUGUUUGGGGACCUGAUGGGUUCUGGUGGGUCUGCAUCAGAAAAACCCGCUCCGGCUUCCAACACCAGCCUCUUUAACCUCCAUAAAUUAGUGGACAGCACUCCCAAGAUGACAUCAUCAGCCAGUCAUCCAGACCUCCUGGGUGGGUGGGACAGCUGGGCAGCGAGCACGUCGGCAGGCAUGAGCUCCACUUCUGGCAGGCCUGCCUACGUCAAUACAGCCUCGAGCACGUCGUCCAUGUCAAAGGCCAAGUCUCAGACCUUCGAUCCUUUUGCUGACCUCGGGAACCUGGGUUCCAAUUUACCAAGUUCUUCAAACAGUAACCUCCCUGGGCCAAUGAAGAAUACCCCUUCCUCCUCUUCGUCUUCAACGAAGCCUCAAGGCCUGCCAUCCUGGCAGCCCGGCCGAGUCUCCCAGAGCCACAACAAGCCCUGGCGGACAGGAUCCAGGUCUGAAGGCCAAGCAUCAUCGGUGCCUCAGGCUGCUGGCCCUCAGGCCGGCAAGCCCAACUACAACCUUAAUUUCCCCAGUGUCAUCGGAGGCCGUGAGGAAAGAGGUGUUCGGGCUCCGGGAUUCGGCCCCAAACCAAAAGUCAAGGAGGAUGACUUUGGAGACCUGCUGUCCACUCAGGGCUUUUCCUCUAAGCUGGAUAAAAAAGGGCCAAGGACCAUCGCAGAAAUGAGGAGGGAGGAGAUCACAAAGGAAGUAGAUCCUCUUAAAUUGCAGAUCUUGGACUGGAUCGAGGGCAAGGAAAGGAACAUCCGAGCGCUGCUGUCUACGUUACACACGGUGCUGUGGGAGGGCGAGAACCGUUGGAAGCCGGUCGGCAUGGCCGACCUGGUAACGCCUGACCAGGUGAAGAGGUUCUACAGGAAGGCUGUCCUAGUUGUCCAUCCAGAUAAGGCGACGGGCAAGCCAUAUGAGGACUACGCGAAAAUGAUCUUCAUGGAGCUCAACGACGCCUGGUCUGAGUUUGAGAACCAGGGAUCAAAAGCUCUCUUUUAGUGGAAAGAAAAACAAUAAAAAAUGACACACAGAAAACCAGUCUAGAUUUGGACUGGAUUCGAACAAAAAUCGAGCCUUAGUGGACACGGCUGAGCCCACAUUGGGUCUUUUUGGGGAGGGGCAGGGAGAGGUUGUGUCUGAGAGGUUAUGCCCCUUUCACGCUCCACAUCCUUGCUACACUUGUGAAAAAUAGAAAAAACUCUGCCACUAACACUGCCAGUAGUGACAAUCGGAGAGCGAGCAAGGAAUUCCCAAAUGCUGAUGAAUCGUAACUAAUCUUACACACAAAAGAGACUUCAAGAUAAAAUAGUAACAGUUGAUAUGUUGCCUGUCAGUAUUGCAGACCACAUGUACAAAAUGGCUGCUAAACACCACAUGUGAUGCUUUUAUUACUAUCGUUGGCACACGCAAUCGUACACCAGUUAGCAUAGUGCUAAUAUCUUAUUUAAAAAAAUAAAUAAAAAAAGCAACACCCACAAAUACAAAGUGCACCUUUUCCCCCCCCAACCCACCAGCUUGUGUAAUGCUUUGUGGCUAGCCAUUAAAAGCAAGGCUCUUAAAAAAUGGAGGGUGGCGAACAUUUAAUUAGUGUCAUGCUAACUAUUAAAACCCUCCGAAAUCAAAGCAGUUUAUCUUGAAAGCCGUAGGUUAACCUGUCAGCCUCAUGCUCUGCUCUGCUAUGCUGAUUUCUGAUUAAUGUCAUGAAGCAUAACAGGGUGAGCGUUAUAUAUAUUUGGAGGGGUCCAUUGUGUGUAUAAUUAUUGUAAAUACAAAACACCCAUCAAGUGACUUUGUGAAGAUGAUGUUUGAGUGACAGAUUUAUGUGUGUGUAUACGUGCGUGCUUGUGUGUGUUUUCUAAGAAUAACAUGACACGCUUGUUAAUUGACUUCCAUCUUUUUAGCUCGCUCACAUUUUUACCUCAUGGACCAAUCCGAUCAUGUUCUUAUUUAUUAUUAUUAUUAUUAGUUUUUGGACAUUCUCUUCAUGCCUAAUUAAAAAGAAUUAGAAUUCAAAAAAGUAUUGGUUAGAUUUUCAUAUGAUAAUAUAUAAUUAGAGGGUGACAGGGACAUGUCCGAGGAUUCUUUCAUGAUUUCAUUCCAAAGGUGAAUAACAAUGUUUUUUUUUUUUUUUUUUUUUU
This is a messenger RNA of Corythoichthys intestinalis (scribbled pipefish), 5242 nucleotides long. It is a transcript of the gene gak, whose product is annotated as cyclin G associated kinase. Gene Ontology annotation, molecular function: AP-2 adaptor complex binding; protein serine/threonine kinase activity; ATP binding. The coding region runs from base 222 to 4103 and encodes 1293 amino acids. The transcript has 29 exons. Gene Ontology annotation, biological process: regulation of clathrin-dependent endocytosis; positive regulation of Notch signaling pathway; protein phosphorylation. Lineage: Eukaryota; Metazoa; Chordata; Actinopteri; Syngnathiformes; Syngnathidae. Gene Ontology annotation, cellular component: cytoplasm. The record is from RefSeq and is a predicted model, not a curated record.